AGGGUUAUAAUAGAGAUGCUAUUGAGAAAAAGAAAAUGGGCAGUGCAGUGCAGAGAGAUAUUGUUGGAUAGGGAUAGGCGGAUUUGUAGAUGAUGACAAAGAAGAAGAAGAAAUAGAGAGCAAAGAGAGGGGGAUGUGGGCUCUUUUUCGGAAACUUGGGUUUGUGUGCGCCACAAGAAGCGAGCAGCAGAAAUUGAAACUAAUUGAGGAGAAAAUUGAAGGGCUGAUUACGCUGUAUAGGAAUAGUGGUAUGGCAUUUGUCCCCUGCUUUAACGGCCACUGGUAAUGUUAUUGUAUACAAGGGGGAAACAAUCAACAGAAUGGCCGCGACUGCUGUUAUUGGACUUAGUGCAGGAAAGAGGCUUUUGAGUUCCUCUGUCUAUUACUCUGAUUAUGCGGAGAAGUUCUGCAGUAGCAGUGAUAUCGGAUUCCCACAUCAUCAGGUUACUUCCUCCAAGAAUGUGAUUAGUGCAAAAAAAUCUAGCUACAGUUCUAAUUUUCUCUCCAAGCGAGACAACAGAUCUGUUAAAGCUCUCAAGGAGCAUGUUGAUACGGCUUCAAUUCCUUCAGAUUUGGAGCCAUGGUUCCAGAGUUCCAAGAAUUUGGAGGUGGAAAUAUCUGAUUUUGACUGUUCAGUAGAUGCGCUCCUUUUGCUACAGAAAUCUAUGUUGGAAAAGCAGUGGAACCUUUCACCCGAGGAGACUCUCAGGACUCCUACAACUAGAGAAAAAAAUCGGAAGAAGAUACAGGUCACUGGUUCUGGAAUAUCUGCUCGACGCCGUAGAAUAGAUACUAGGAGGAGAGCUUUGAACCAAAGGAGUCCCCAAAUUGAACUCAAUACACGGAAGCAGCAAGCUUCUGUUAUCAGUCCAAAGCUGCUUCAAAAUCAUAUGAGAGGCUAUUUAAAGGGUGCCUUAAGGGAAGAAUUACUCAGCCACACAGAAGUCAUCCACUUAUCCAAAAAAAUAAGAACUGGUCUCCACAUAGAAGAUAGAAAAUCAAGGCUGGAGGAAAGAUUAGGAUACGAGCCUUCCGAAGAGCAACUGUCAGCUUCCUUGAAUAUUUCCCGUGCUGAGUUACAGUCUACAUUAAUAGAAUGUUCUUUGGCAAGAGAAAAACUCGCAAUGAGCAAUGUUCGUUUGGUAAUGUCUAUUGCACAAAGAUACGAGAACAAGGGUGCUGAAAUGGCUGAUCUUGUACAGGGGGGUCUCAUUGGAUUACUUCGUGGGAUUGAAAAAUUUGAUUCUUCAAAAGGGUUUAAAAUUUCAACUUAUGUUUAUUGGUGGAUACGCCAGGGUGUGUCAAGAACAUUAGUUGAGAACUCAAGAACCCUAAGAUUGCCAACCUAUUUGCAUGAAAGACUCGGUUUAAUCCGUAAUGCUAAGACCAAACUGGACGAGAGAGGAAUAACUCCAUCAGUUGCUAACAUUGCAGAAUGUCUUAACAUGUCCCAGAAGAAAGUGAGGAAUGCCACCGAGGCCGUGAACAGAGUCUACUCUCUUGACAGGGAAGCAUUUCCCUCCUUAAAUGGUCUUCCAGGGUAUACACUUCAUAAUUACAUUGCAGAUAAUCGUCCGGAGAACAUCCCAUGGCAUGGAGUAGACGAGUGGGCACUGAAGGAUGAAGUGAACAAGCUCAUGAACACCACACUAAGGGAGAGGGAGAGAGAUAUUAUCCGCCUUUAUUAUGGUUUGGACAAUGAGACGCUUACUUGGGAGGAUAUAAGCAGAAGGAUUGGUCUGUCCAGAGAAAGGGUGAGACAAGUUGGACUUGUUGCACUGGAGAAACUAAAGCAUGCUGCGAGGAGGAAAAGACUAGAGGCCAUGCUGGUAAAACAAUGAUUUGAUAUGCUUUUUGUAACACUAAACAUACUUGUAUAUAAAUAGAAGGUGAAGCUGAAUGUUUAGUUUCUUCUGUGAAAGAACUAGUAGUACAUAAACUCUAUACAACAAGAAGCCCCAUCCCCAAUCAUUUGUGAGAUGACCACACAUGCUAAGAGCUUGUAACAAGCAGCCAAAGUUUUAUGCAUCGUUCAAACAGGUAUAUUGUGUAGUCACGUUAUUUUUGGAAUGUAUUCAACUACAUACAUUGAGAUGAGCAAAUAGAAGGAAGGAACUUAAUGAA
This is a messenger RNA of Daucus carota subsp. sativus, 2124 nucleotides long. Its product is annotated as RNA polymerase sigma factor sigA. The transcript has 10 exons. Gene Ontology annotation, biological process: DNA-templated transcription initiation; regulation of DNA-templated transcription. The record is from RefSeq and is a predicted model, not a curated record. The coding region runs from base 321 to 1841 and encodes 506 amino acids. Gene Ontology annotation, molecular function: DNA-binding transcription factor activity. NCBI's taxonomy places the organism in Eukaryota, Viridiplantae, Streptophyta, Magnoliopsida, Apiales, Apiaceae.